AUGCCAGAUGAAGUGCCAGCCAAUGCAGGACAGAUUAAAAAACCACCACCUCAGGCUGCCAAGGGUAUGCCAGUUGUUACUAAAGUAUUGACUGGUCUGUUUAUCUUCCAGCUGGCAGGAUUGGCUGUCAUUGCCUUUGGUCUAUGGAUGCGAUUUGGUGGGAUUAUGGCAGACUUUGCUUCAGACAAAAAGUCUCCAGAGUAUUUCUUCAUGGGACUCUAUGUAUUGGUGGGAGCAGGGGCUCUCAUGACCACAGUUGGAUUUUUUGGGUGCUGUGGAGCAGCGCGGGAGUCUCAGUGCUUACUUGGAGCAUUCUUUGCUUGCUUGUUGGUGAUAUUUGCAGCUGAGGUCACUGCUGGAGUAUUUGCCUUUAUAGGCAAGAAAGUGGCAAUACAGGAAGCCCAGAAAAUCUAUGAAGACAUUUAUGAUGACUAUAUGAAAAACCCAGAGGGGAAGGUCAACAGGACUAUCUAUCACUACCACUUGGCUCUCCAAUGCUGCGGUAAAGAUAAUAUAGAACAACAAAUGGGAUUACCCUGUCCAGAGAAUAUACAGAUGCCAAAGAACUGCCUGAUUGAAAUCCAGAAUGUAAUUGAUGCUAAUCUGCAUUUAGUUGGAAUUGUUGGAAUUGCAAUUGCUGGCAUCACAAUCUUUGGCAUGAUAUUCAGCAUGGUUCUGUGCUGUGCGAUCCGUAACACAAGAAACAUGAUCUAAAACUUUCAUUGCACAACUAUGUCCCAGGAGUUCCAGACUAAGCUUUACAAGAAGUGCUCUUCUACCCAAUUUAAUAAUUGUAAUGCAUUUUAAUCAGUGUUUUAACAUACUGAGAGGAAAAUAUCCCAUUAGGUGAGCAGGUGAAUUGUAUUAGUUACAGUAAAACUGAAGUGAACAAAAAAGGGUUUUAAAAUGUCCUUUUUAAUGAAAAAAGCAAAGAUGCAUCUAAGACUAAUUUGAUUUUUAAUGUUUGUAUAUGUGUAAUUAAGAGUUUACACAUUUAUAGACAUUGUGUAAGCGCAUGCAUAUCUCUCCUUACAAACAUAUAUGCACAU
Molecule: messenger RNA, 1049 nt
Organism: Fulmarus glacialis (Northern fulmar)
Lineage: Eukaryota; Metazoa; Chordata; Aves; Procellariiformes; Procellariidae
Gene: TSPAN2
Product: tetraspanin 2
Exons: 8
Coding region: 1-714 (237 amino acids)
Cellular component (GO): membrane
Source: RefSeq, a predicted model, not a curated record